Messenger RNA from Prunus armeniaca (apricot), 321 nucleotides. The record is from the annotation of a GenBank genome assembly. NCBI's taxonomy places the organism in Eukaryota, Viridiplantae, Streptophyta, Magnoliopsida, Rosales, Rosaceae.
AUGGUAUAUGAGUACGAAGGUGGUUGGAGUGCUCAUCUGUCGGAUGCCUUAUGGGCUUACUUCACCUCUCCAGGAAGUGUUAUAGGUUUUUCGCCUUAUUUGCUUGUAUAUGGGUCCGAUGACAUCUCACCUGUGGAAAUCACUGUUCCCACGGCUAAAGUAUCGGCUGUCAAUGAUCUUGAAUGGGAUGCAAAGUCAUGCUCGGACUGGCACUUAUUAAACCUCGAAGUCGUGGACGAAAAAGGAGUAGAAGUCGAAAAAAGGAUGGCACUUUACCACAAAACUGUUGCUCAAGCAUAUAACAGGACAGUCAAGCCUUAA